Molecule: messenger RNA, 2038 nt
Organism: Seriola dumerili (greater amberjack)
Lineage: Eukaryota; Metazoa; Chordata; Actinopteri; Carangiformes; Carangidae
Product: zinc finger protein 3 homolog
Exons: 4
Coding region: 11-2038 (675 amino acids)
Biological process (GO): regulation of transcription by RNA polymerase II
Molecular function (GO): DNA-binding transcription factor activity; RNA polymerase II cis-regulatory region sequence-specific DNA binding
Source: RefSeq, a predicted model, not a curated record
CGGAUCAGAGAUGGAUCAAGCCGGAAAUCUUCCUGGUUUGCUGCUAAAACCUGAAACGAAACUGAGAAAAGCAGACAUCCAGCAGCUGUUGGUGAGGACAGAGGAGGUUCCCUGUGAGCAGCAGGAGUGGAGCUCCAGUCUGGACCAGGAGGACCCAGAGUGCCCUCACAUUAAAGAGGAACAGGAGGAACUCUGGACCAGUCAGGAGGGAGAGCAGCUUCAAGGACUGGAGGAGACUGAUAUCACCAAGUUCACAUUCACUCCUGACCCUGUGAAGAGUGAAGAUGAUGAUGAAGAAUCAGACGUCCAGCAGCUGUUGGUGAGGACAGAGGAGCUUCCCCCUGAGCAGCAGGAGUGGAGCUCAACUCUGGACCAGGAGGACCCAGAGCCCCCACACAUUAAAAAGGAACAGGAGGAACUCUGGACCAGUCAGUCAGAAUCAGUCUGUAACUUAAAUCCAGAUCGUCCUUUACAGCUGUAUCCCGACAAUAGGGUGUCAGACUCCACAGACUGUAAGACUGAAGGUGAUUGGAUGGAGACCAGGGAACCUCAGUCAGUUUUAAACUCCCUGAAAAUUAUUGAAGUCCCUGCAAAUGAUGUGAGAUGUAGCACAGGCAAGAAAACAUACAGCUGCUCCGAGUGUGGAAAAAUUUUUGGCCGCAGCCCACAUCUGAAGAUUCACAUGAGGACUCACACAGGAGAGAAACCAUUCAGCUGCCCCUUUUGUGCUAAAAGUUUCACACAGAAGGUAAAUCUGACGUAUCACAUGUCCGUCCACACAGGAGAGAAAAGAUUCAGCUGCCGUUUUUGUGACCAAAGGUUCACUUGGUAUACGCAGCUCAAAAGCCACCAGUGUGUUUGUGAGUCCUCACAGCUUCAUCAAAGUGAGAUUGAGGAGAACAGAGAUGCAGAGCCAGGUGAGAAAUCAUUCAGCUGCUCUGAGUGUGGGAAAAUCUUCAGCCGCAAGGACAAUCUGAACAUUCACAUGAGAAUCCACACAGGAGAGAGACCAUUCAGCUGCACAGUGUGUGGGAAAAGCUUUAAACAUGGAGGACAUCUGACACAACACAUGUCUGUCCACACAAAGGAGAACAGGUUUAGCUGCAGUGUUUGUGACAAAAGAUUCACGUGGCUCUAUCAGCUUAAAAGACACAAGUGUGGCGGUGAGUCCUCACAGCUUCAUGAUCUCUGGACUAGUCAGGAGGAGGCUGAUAUCACUAAGUUCACAUUCACUCCUGUCCCUGUGAAGAGUGAAGAUGAUGAUGAUGAAGAGGAGAAACCUCAGCCCUCACAGCUUCAUCAGAGUCAGACUGAGGAGAACAGAGACUUUGUGGGAGGAGAGGACUGUGGAGGACCAGGACCAGCCAGGAACUCAGAUCCAGCAAGACAUUUACAGUCAGAUACUGAUGAUAAGACCAAAGAUUUUGGUUGGAAAGAAACUCAUGAACAUGAGUCUGUAAAAGUGCCUGGAAUUGAUUCAGGAUGUAACACUGUCAAGAAAUCAUUCAGCUGCUCUGAAUGUGGGAAAAUAUUUGGCCGCAAAGAACAUCUGCAGACACAUGUGAGGAUUCAUACAGGAGAGAGACCGUUUAGCUGCUCCGACUGUGGUAAAACAUUCGGCUGUAAGAGGUCUCUGCUGGGCCACAUGACAAGUCACACCGGAGAGAAACCAUUCAGCUGUUCUCAGUGUGGGAAAAGAUUUGGCCGCAUGGUCAAUCUAAAGACACAUGAGAGACUUCACACAGGAGAGAGACCGUUCAGUUGUCCAUUUUGUGGUAAAGGUUUCACACAGAAGGUGCACAUGACUCAACACAUGGCUGUCCACACGGGAGAGAAACAGUUCAGCUGUAGUAUCUGUGACAAAAAGUUCACGUGGCUGUCGGGGUUCAGACGACACAAGUGUGGCAGUGAGCAGUCAGAGCUGGAGGACACUGAGGAGAACUCAGAGGUGGAACCGGGCGAUAAACCGUUCCGCUGCCGUUGUGACGAUAUUUUCUUUGCAGAUGUCUGUGUUGAUAGAAAGAGUCCAGACCCCUGA